Molecule: messenger RNA, 1281 nt
Organism: Salvia hispanica
Lineage: Eukaryota; Viridiplantae; Streptophyta; Magnoliopsida; Lamiales; Lamiaceae
Source: RefSeq, a predicted model, not a curated record
AUGGUACGAGAGUUUUGCAUAAGGAAAGCCCACGAUGAGAGGUUUAUUCGUGUUCUCAGUGAUAGAGUUGUUCGACAGGGCACCAUAAAUGAGAGGCACAUUAGUUUCAUAAAUGGGCAACACAUUACUCCUGGGCAUUCUGAUAUGAUUAACAUUUGGGCUCCAACCAUCCACACCAUUCUAUACUUCCAUCUUAAGAACUUUCCUUGUGUGACAUCCUUUCUACGAAACCAUAAAUUUCUUAGGAUAUUUGAGGCCAUGAGUGAAAACUCUACUUCACUCCCUUCAGAGGUAUUUGAUUUGUUUGAUUUAAGAUAUCUAGCUUUAACUUGUUCUUCUAUUCCAUCAACCAUAUCUAAUCUCAUGAAUCUUCAAACCUUGAUCAUCCUUCCAACCUCUCGGUUUGCUUCAGCCAAUGAUCACAGAAGAUACUGGGUAGGUGAGACUAAUGCAUGGUCUCAUUCCCCACUGCCACUGGAAAUUUGGAGGAUGCCUCAGUUAAGGCACGUUUUACUCCACCACGCUGUUACUCUACCGCAUCCCCCAGAUGGAUCAAAUCCUCCUCUAGAAAAUCUCCAAACUCUUUCAUACAUCUUGAAUCUUGUAUGGAAUGAAAACGUCUUGUUGAUGAUUCCAAACGUCAAAAGGUUGGGACUUGUGUAUGAUAUCGAUGUAGAGUUUAACCUCGAUCUCCUCAGACGUCUGGAUAAACUUGAAAAGUUGGUAAUAGAAACUGGUUACACAUUUGAGAUCAGACGUCUGGAUAAACUUUUCAAGGUGAAAACAGCUGGUUACACAAAUUAUUGGAGGAAUAGUGUUAAUUUUCCUAGCACACUGAAGAAGUUGACCCUGGUGGGUGGGGGUCUCCCUUGGAAAGAUAUGAGUGUGAUUGGUUCGUUGCCUAAUCUUCAAGUGCUCAAACUACGAAAUCACGCUUGCAGAGGUGAAACUUGGGAAACAGUUGAUGGAGAAUUUCCUGAUCUAAGAUAUUUGCUAAUUGUUGGAUCAGUGCUCCAGCAAUGGAUAACUGAGAGCAGCCACUUCCCCAGACUCAAGUACCUCGUGCUUCGUCAUUGCCAGAUGUUAAGGGAGAUUCCGGGAUGUAUAGGAGAGAUUCCAACACUUGAAGUGAUUGAAGUGGAUUCUAGUAACCAGUUUCUUGUGGAGUCAGCGAAGCAGAUAAAGGAGGAUCAAGAGAGCUAUGGAAAUUAUGAUCUUCAUGUUCGUGUAACCCAUUCUCGUGAGGUCAGAGUUUUGGCCAUUCUUGAAUUAUAUAUAUGA